AUGUCGGACGCUGCUCCAGUCGCCGCUGCCCCUGCCGCCAGCACGCCUUCCAAGAAGACCAAGGUACUUUUUGACCUCAAUUCUGGAAUUUUUCUGCAUUUUAACUCAACUUCGAGAUUAUCCCGACUUCAAUUUUAAUUUCAUUAUUUUUCAGGCUGAGAAGCCAAAGAAGGCCAAGACCGCCGCCGCUGCUCCAGCUCACCCACCAUACAACAGCAUGGUCAAGGCCGCCAUCAAGUCUCUGAAGGAACGCAAGGGAGCCUCCAAGCAGGCUAUCCUCAAGUACAUCAGCCAAAACUACAAACUCGGCGAGAACGUCGCUUCGGUUGGUUUUUUUUCUAUUGAAUAUUCAGAGUUUUUAUUGUCAAUGACAAAAAUUUUAAAAGUUUGAUAAAUUUUCUAAAUUACAUUAUUUUCCAGAUCAACAGCCACCUCCGAUCGGCUCUCAAGCGUGGUGUCUCCAGCGGAGCUCUGACUCAGGCCGCCGGCACUGGAGCUUCUGGCCGCUUCAAGCUCGCCUCCGAUGUUCCAUCCACCGUCAAGCCAAAGAAGGCCCCGACUGCCGCCAAGCCCAAGGCUCUCACCAAGUCGCCCAAGAAGCCGAAGGCCAAGGCUGCCGCCAAGCCAAAAGCUAAGGCUGCUUCCAGCCCCAAGAAGGCCGUUGCUGAAAAGAAAAAGGCUGCUCCCGUUCCUAAGGUGAUUUUUAACAUCAAUUCAAGUUAUUGAACCAAAAAAAUGGUUUCAUAGCUUCAAUAUUUAAAUAAUUAUCUGGAAUUAAUCAUAUCCUAUUUCCAGGUCGCCAAGUCCGCAGUGAAGAAGGCCACGACCAAGUCACCUGCCAAGCCCAAGGCCGCCAAGAAAUCCCCGACCAAGAAGGCAGCGCCCAAAGCUAAAGCCGCCAAGGCCUCCGCGUAA
Caenorhabditis auriculariae is the source of this 915-nucleotide messenger RNA. Lineage: Eukaryota; Metazoa; Nematoda; Chromadorea; Rhabditida; Rhabditidae. The record is from the annotation of a GenBank genome assembly.